This is a messenger RNA of Centropristis striata (black sea bass), 2357 nucleotides long. Its product is annotated as gamma-aminobutyric acid receptor subunit rho-1. The transcript is spliced from 10 exons. The record is from RefSeq and is a predicted model, not a curated record. Gene Ontology annotation, molecular function: neurotransmitter receptor activity; extracellular ligand-gated monoatomic ion channel activity; GABA-A receptor activity. Gene Ontology annotation, cellular component: neuron projection; GABA-A receptor complex; membrane. Bases 299 to 1732 code for a protein of 477 amino acids. Gene Ontology annotation, biological process: regulation of membrane potential; signal transduction; monoatomic ion transmembrane transport. NCBI's taxonomy places the organism in Eukaryota, Metazoa, Chordata, Actinopteri, Perciformes, Serranidae.
CAGAGAGGCAGGCACAUCCGCCGCUGGAGGGAUCAAAUCUGUACCAUCUGACGCUCAAGGAUUUAUGGGUUUAGUCAAAAUUGCUUUUCCCACUGUGGAGAUUAAGCACCGUAGGAUGUUUUCCACUCAGGCCGUAGAAUAGCUCAGUGUAGCUGCUGCUGCUGUUGCUGUUUUUCCUCCCUCUUAUCGGCUCCGGCACUGGAGAAGGGAAUGUCUCAGGAAGGCAGAGUGCUCCGAACCCUUGAGGGGAGUAGAUUCUGACUGACAGGAGAGGUCCGUCCUCUGGGGAAUGUGAACCAUGCAGGUGGAUGCUCUUCUUGUGCUCUUCUGUGUUUGGCUGGCAGGUGCAGCUGGGAGGAUAGCCCAGUCGAGGGGUCACAAACUGGAGACCUACAAACAGAGCAGGUCGCGAAGAGAGACCAGAAUGGAUGGGGGCGGAGGUCACAAAUCCGGAAGCCCGAUUUACAAAAGAAGCCCAGAUAUGACAAAAUCUCUGAUGACAAAAUCGGAGCAGCUGCUGAGAAUAGACGACCAUGACUUCACCAUGAGGCCGGCGUUCGGAGGUCCUCCAAUCCCUGUUGGAGUAGAUGUUCAGGUUGAAAGUCUGGACACCAUUUCUGAGGUGGACAUGGACUUCACCAUGACGCUGUACCUGCGUCACUACUGGAAGGACGAGCGGCUGUCGUUCCCGAGCACCAACAACCAGAGCAUGACCUUUGACAGCCGCCUGGUGAAGAAGAUUUGGGUUCCUGACAUGUUCUUCGUCCACUCCAAGCGCUCUUUUAUCCACGACACCACAACGGAUAACGUCAUGCUGAGGGUUUACCCCGACGGCAACGUCCUCUACAGUCUCAGAGUCACUGUCACCGCCAUGUGCAACAUGGACCUCAGCCGCUUCCCUCUGGACACACAAACCUGCUCGCUGGAGAUCGAGAGCUAUGCAUACACAGAUGACGACCUGAUGUUGUACUGGAAGAAAGGCAACGAAUCCCUGAACACGGACGACAGAAUAUCUCUGUCUCAGUUCCUCAUCCAGAAAUUUCACACCACCACCAAGCUGGCUUUCUACAGCAGCACAGGCUGGUACAAUCGUCUGUACAUCCACUUCACCCUGCGGCGCCACAUCUUCUUCUUCCUGCUGCAGACCUACUUCCCUGCUACUCUGAUGGUCAUGCUGUCCUGGGUGUCCUUCUGGAUCGACCGCAGGGCCGUCCCCGCCAGGGUGCCACUAGGCAUCACCACCGUGCUGACCAUGUCCACCAUCAUCACCGGGGUCAACGCCUCCAUGCCGCGGGUCUCCUACAUCAAAGCAGUAGACAUUUACCUCUGGGUCAGUUUUGUGUUUGUCUUCCUGUCGGUGAUAGAGUACGCGGCAGUCAACUACCUCUCCACCGUACAGGAGAGGAAAGAGAGGAAGCUGAGGGAGAGACUGCCGUGUACAUGCGGCAUUGGCAACCCUGACGAGAUGAUGAUCGACCCCCAGAUCACUGGCUACGGGUCCAUGGAUAUCAACACCACGGGUAAUUAUGGGAUGCCCGAGAACGGUGGCCGCCAGGAUCGCAUGUUGGCUCAGGUGUCGCUGAACGACCCGCAGCUGGCAAGCCAGGUGAAGCCCUCCAGAGGCUAUGUGAACAUUUGGAUAGACACCCACGCCAUAGACAAGUACUCCAGGGUUGUGUUUCCUGGAGCGUACAUCCUCUUUAACAUCAUCUACUGGUCCAUCUACUCGUAACCCGGGAUACAGCAGUAGCUCCUCUGUGGGAGUCGUCCACGAUGAGACUCCAGGAGUUGCGUUUGAUGCUUUUCAGCCAGAGAAACUGCACGUCAGAUGCAUGGGGACCAUGGACAGAUUGGUGACCACUGCCUUCUCGACCCAGCCACUUAAAACUGAAGAUAUGACCAACAGGACAGUCGUCGUUGUCGUCGUUGCUGGUUUUGUCACGCUAUCAAACUAUGUGGUUUCAUGUUGUAACUUUAGUGCUGUUGAUGGAGAGACAUUUGGAUAUUGUUGUCGCCUGAGGACUUACUGUACAGAGAGACGCACAAACGUGGACAUGUGUAAACCGCCGUGCAGUUUAACUCAGUGACAUUUCAGUUCUUGAUGCAGUGACUCUUUGACCACAUUUUCAGUAAAAAAAAAGGACUCCUCACAUUGUAGUGUAUGAACAGAUUCCUUUUCCUUUGCAUAUGAACAUGACUUGACAAUCAGUGGCAAACUAAAAAUACUGUAAGAAAUAUUUGGGCUUAUUUGCUUUUUGUUGGAGAGUUAGAUUGACACCACUCUCAUGUCUGGACCUGGAGUCUUUACUCUCUCUUCUAUAAUUGCCAGUUUUUGACUGGGAAGAUCUGUAUAAGUC